GCCUUUCAUGACCGGGACGCCUCCAAAAAGAUACCAACUUCACUUUUCUCUACACGUUACUCCACGUUAUGGCCGCUGCAGCGCGGCUGUUUGCUAUGCUAUGAAUUAUGUAGUCCAGCGUUUUAAAAUGACUUCUCCUUAUUUCGCUGUCACUCGUAAAGGAAAACAAGCAGCUGCGGUGUCUCUCGGGUCCAAACUCAGCAGCAGACGGAGGGACGUGGAGUCGAUUCCCUGCGUGGAGGUGAAGGUGGAGGCAGAGGAGCAGGAGACCUCGUCGGUCCCUUUGGCAGCGGGCUAUGACGUCAACCUCCAGGUUAAAACAGACCCGCCUCCUCUGCGGCUGACACGCAGUAGGAGGAGACCCUUGAAGGUGGAAUAUGAGGAGGUUGAAGGAGCUUCACGUGUGAAGACGGAGCACUGGGAGCCUCCUGACUGGAAGAAACAAUUAGGAUUCAUCCGUGAGAUGAGGAGCGGCCGCGAUGCGCCUGUGGACCACCUGGGAGCAGGGAAGUGCUACGACAGGGACGCCCCCGCACCUGUGAGACGUUUCCAGGUGUUGGUGUCGCUCAUGUUGUCCAGUCAGACCAAGGACCAGGUGACAGCGGCGGCGAUGCGGAAGCUCCGGGCACACGGCUGCACGGUGGAGAACGUCCUGGCCACUGAUGACGACGCGCUGGGCAAACUCAUCUACCCCGUCGGCUUCUGGAGGACCAAGGUGAAGUAUCUGAAGCUGACGGCCGCCAUGCUGCAGAAGGACUUCGGAGGCGACAUACCAAACUGUGUGGAGGGACUCGUCCGCCUGCCCGGAGUCGGGCCCAAAAUGGCUCAUCUAGCUAUGGACAUUGCUUGGGAUCAAGUGUCAGGCAUCGGUGUGGACACACAUGUGCACCGCAUCUCAAACAGGCUGGGCUGGCUCAGGAAAGCAUCCAGGAACCCCGAGGAAACGCGCAAGGCUCUGGAGGAGUGGGUACCGAGGGAGCUGUGGAGCGACAUUAACUGGCUGCUGGUGGGUUUUGGGCAGCAGGUUUGUCUCCCUGUCGGCCCGCUCUGUUCUGUGUGUCUGAACCAGCACAGCUGUCCAUCGGCCCACAAGAGCUCUCCACCAAAGAGGCCCAGGGUUGGUUCACCACGCUCCCUAAACCCGACCACUACCUUCAAAGCUGAAAGUGACGCAGGGCAGGAAGCCCCUCGUAACAGUCGGAGGACAAAGACGGAGCCACUGCCUUCACCCGUUUCCACAGCCACACAGAGAAGGAGGCUAAAAGCUGAGGUCCACCCCUAAAUUAUGCUCACCACCAUCAUGCAUGUGCAGUAAGGUUUGCAUUGUAAAUAUACUUUUGUAUUUUAUUAGAUGAUACAUUUUGUACUGCGCUUAUGUUUUUAUAAAAAAUGUUGAAAAACA
This is a messenger RNA of Betta splendens (Siamese fighting fish), 1402 nucleotides long. RefSeq names its product nth-like DNA glycosylase 1 (gene nthl1). The coding region runs from base 8 to 1282 and encodes 424 amino acids. The record is from RefSeq and is a predicted model, not a curated record. The transcript has 6 exons. Gene Ontology annotation, biological process: nucleotide-excision repair; base-excision repair, AP site formation; base-excision repair. Gene Ontology annotation, molecular function: DNA-(apurinic or apyrimidinic site) endonuclease activity; oxidized pyrimidine nucleobase lesion DNA N-glycosylase activity. Gene Ontology annotation, cellular component: nucleus. Lineage: Eukaryota; Metazoa; Chordata; Actinopteri; Anabantiformes; Osphronemidae.